This is a messenger RNA of Saccharomyces paradoxus, 1197 nucleotides long. It is a transcript of the gene ATG39, whose product is annotated as Atg39p. Bases 1 to 1197 code for a protein of 398 amino acids. The record is from RefSeq and is a predicted model, not a curated record. The transcript has a single exon. NCBI's taxonomy places the organism in Eukaryota, Fungi, Ascomycota, Saccharomycetes, Saccharomycetales, Saccharomycetaceae.
AUGUCGGAAGAAGACGAUCAUUGGAAUGUAGUUAGAUUACGUAGAUUACGUAAAGGGAGAGAAGAGGAAGAGGAGUCAUCGAAAUCGGAAAUAUCUUUGGAUAGUUUGCAUGAAAGCUCCUUCGCAGGAGAGGAGGACGAGGACUUCGAUGCAGAUGUCCUAUCAAACACUAGCAGUGAAGAGUCUGCGCAGAUGAAUCGUAUUUACGAUUUUAGAACAUCUGAUGGAUUUAGUAAUGCUGGAGCCAAUACUGACGAAACUAGAGGUCCCACUAUUUCAGAGUCGUUCGACACCUUGUCCGGCUCUAAGAUUGGCGGAAAAGUAUUGCCAAGUUUGGAGGGGUCGAAACUGAAGGAUAGUAUGAUAAGAAAUUCUAGCCCACGAAUGGAUCAUAUCACGGAUAAAGGCAAGAGCAAGUCGGUUAAAUUGAAGAUGUGGCAUGUUAUCAUGUUGUCUUCGUUGAUUUCCAUGACUUUUUCAUAUCUAGCCCUCGAAUAUUCCCUAACUGGUGAUAUGUUGGCAGGUUUUAAAUCGCAACAGUCAUUACGUAAUAAUGAAAGAAAACUGUUGUACGACAACAUCGAUUUCGUUGAUAAAAAAUCUCAUGAUUCAACAAGUGACUCUCUAAGUCAGUGGGCUCCUUCAGGAAAGUACUACGUCGAUUUUGACAAUCAUAUUGCAUACCCAUUAAAGGAUGAUGACCUCAUGGGCUGGAAAAGAUACAAGACUGACCUAGUUAUUCUUUGGUAUACAACAAAAGCUCGAAUGAAAGACGGUUGGCAUAAGAGAAUUAACAAAAUAAACGGGGGAAGAAUUAAGUUACAUGCAUUUCUCAAGAAUGCUUUCAGAUCCACCCAAGAAAAUUUGAGGAUAUUGCAUAAAGAACAGAAAAUCCGUUGGAAAAGGCUCUUCAUGCUGUUUCAUGAUAAAUAUAAACAAUUUUCUCCACAUGUUGGAAGGUUUUUCGAUCAUUCCUGUAAAAAAACAAAGCAGUAUUGGUCAAGGUCCAAAUUGCAGAUACGCAAGCUUCGUUUUGAUUCAAUAAAACCAUUCCGCAUUUUUCAAUUUAAAGUUCGCAAAGAUACUAACUGGUUCAUCAAGCAGCUAAAACAGUUUGGAUUGAAGUUUCGAUAUUCGAGGAUAUAUAAAGCGAUGUCAGAAUGCAAGAAAAAGAGUUAUUCUAAAUGCAAACACUAG